UCACCAAGUACUUCACUCUGCAAGAAACUUUUCAGGGAGAAAUACUUAUUGGACUGCUUUAGAAAUGGAUUGUAUGUGGAAAUGGUUCGUGUUUCUUCUAUUCAUAGCUGGACUGCCAUACGUGUUUAUCUACUUAUCAACUUCAGAAUCAAUAGAAUUAUCCAGUAGAGAGCGCCGUGACAUCAGGGAUAGAAAACCAAUUCUCCCAAAGGAACAAUUACUUGAUGAAAGCAUAACUGGAAAAGAAGACAUUGACAGAAAUAAAAAAACAAACAAAGCAGCAUGGAUUCGCUCACAGCGUAGCCCAUCAAAGACAAAAGACGAAAACUAUUUUCAAUUUCUUGCAAGAAAAUUUGGUAGUAAAGUUGGAAAUAAGAAAAUGACACACAAGGAGGGACACGAUUCUUUGAAUUACACUAUAGAGUCUUCGCUGAUUAAUAGUGAUGAGAAUAUACAUCGAAAAGAAAAAAAUUAUAUCGUCUUCGAAAAGGAAAGUAAAACCAUGAAAUCUAUUGUCAAAAGACAUGAUACGAGGAAUGAUGAUAUACGUCACGGAAAUCAUGUACAAGGCAAACGAAAAUUACAGCCAUUUUCUGAAAAGACGUCCCAAAGAAAUACUCCUUAUGAAAAUCGAACAGAAGCCUGCAAAGUGUCAUUUGAUAAAGAUAGUUUACAUAACGCAAGGCAAUUUCUGUAUCAGUCAGAAAAACAAUCUGUGUAUCUAUUUUACGUUCACCUAGAGAUAGAAAAUAAAAAAGAAUUCUCAUCCGAUGAUAGAACGGUAGACAAUUUAUUAAACUGGCAAUAUGUACUUAAGGAUCAAAAAUUCCUUAUCCAACUUCCUGUUGAUUUCGAUCUGAUAACCUUCAAUUUGCUGCAUCAUACUCAAGAACAAAAAUUCAUAAACUUGAAGGCAUUCUACAACAAUAUAAACUGUACACAUGACUCGAUAGAAACAAUUGAAUCUACCAGGAUUCUUUUGUGGAAAGAAUUUUUCAAUAAUGAUACGAGGUACUAUUUGUGUAACAGACAUUAUCUUAAUGAAACGGGACGAGAGGUUCUGUACUAUAUUACAACUAUUUGGGUGGGAUAUGAUUUGACAUGUUCAGAGGCUCCAACUGAUAGAGGCACAUAUGCAUUUGACGUUGAGAAAGAUGCUUUACCGUUAGUCAUUCCAGUCGUCGCUUUCUUACUAUCUUUACAGUUUGUUUGGAUAUUUGCGUUACUAAACGAAAAUUCGAAAAACGAUGUUAACCAUGAAGAAAUUUCUUCAUUUGUUUACAAGAAGGGGGAUAGACCAUUUGGCAUCAAAAGAGUACUUAUCAAAAUUUUUUAUGGCAAAUGUACAUCUAGCGAAUGCUGUACAAUAUGUAGGCCUAUAUCAGAUAACAGCAAUACUAACAUAGAUAAAUGUAAGAGAUAUUUUUGUUGUGACCGUGAACCACGAAGAUUGGUGCUUCUAUUGUGGCUUUUCAUUCUCAUUCCUUUUGGUACCCUACGGACUUUCUUUAGGUACAACUUAAACACAGGAACAUAUGAAGAAUAUCCACAUGUGUUACGAACAAGUGAACCAUUGUUUAAUGCAAUAGAGGAUGAAAAGAAAGCACUUGCAUUUGAUAUGAUUUAUGCAAUACUUUUUCCAGGGGCAUUUAUUUGGGUAGGAACAUGUUAUUAUGAUGCGUACAUUAGCGAAAAACAAUGUGAUGGUAGCAAAGCGAAUAGCUUAAGUGAAAGAGUCGUCUCUCGAUGUUGCUUACUAUGUUCUUCAUGUGAUAAAGACAUAUCAAACAAGUUGAGAAUAUCGAGAAUACUCUGUGGUUUCAUACACGGAAUAUUAAGUUUCUUUCCGAUGUUUUAUUUGUUUUCAUCUCGAUGGGAAUGUUUACAAUAUGAAAAUGGUAAAAAAGACACUAAUGGUAAAGAAGACACUAAAUGUUACACCCUUAGGAACUAUUGUAUUAAUUUCUGUUGUUUAUUAUGUUUCAUCUUCAUUUAUUUCCUCUGUCUUCGACCUAUUCUCUCUACUUUUACAUUUUUACUGCGAUUAUGUUCUUAUUUUGUUUUUGUAUUAUUACCAAUUAGAUUAACUUUAUUUCGGUAUACUUUCAUAGUCGUUUCUGCAAUCGUUUAUCUAGUCAAAUACUUGCAUGAGAUUAUUAAUAUGAAUUCAGAGAUUUUGGAUUAUAUUUUUGAUGUCAAACAAAAUAACGAACAACAAAAUAACACAUCCGGUUCACUCGAAAACAUAGAUGAGGAAACCUUUAUGUACAUAUACAAAAACUUAAUGUUUGUAAAGAAGAAACUUUACUUUUUUGUUUUAAAAACUUUCAUUGUUUUGGCUUACCUCAUUAUCACCAUUGAAACAUUCUUAAGCAAUGAGGAUUCCUUAACUUCGGCAAGUUUUAAAGAUAUAGUGGAAAUCGUUUUAGUUUUUAUCGGUCCCUACGCUAUAUCAUUAUUUUUCAAAGGUAGUAGUAAAGACUUUCUUGCGGAUGGUAAUAAAAAAGAUAUAGACGAUGCUUACAAAAAAUACCUGGGGGGAAACCCCAAUGUACCGGAAUCUACAAGAGAUCAGCAAAGCGAUAACCAAAAUGUUAAUACGCCAACAAAUGAUUCAUCCAAUUUGGGCAUCCCGAUGGAGAGUGUACCUUUGACAUCUCAUAGGGAUAGCUUGGGUUCGAAUAUUACCGAGGCAGGGGGGUCUGGGGGGGCGCACCCCCCUCCCCCCGAAGCUAUCGACAUUUUAACAACGUAAAAGGUGUUGUUGUUUUUUACCGAGGCAGCUGCCUCGGUUGCCUCAAUGGAAGCUACGCCACUGCAUCUUGGGGAAGUACAAGUAUUUAAUCUAACGAAAGUGAACCUUUAACUAUGAAAAACACUCCAAAGACUGGCACAGUUUAACAAACAUACCAUUCAGUUGUCGUUUAAUGAUCAUUUAGUCACCUAACCUAUUUCAAUAAGCAUUCAACAAUUUCAAUGACUCCAUUGCAUAAACAAGACUAUUCAAAAGCCUGUCUGCUAAAAGUGUUACUUUUUAUUUAAAAAUGAUUGUAGAUGUUUUUACGAUAACCCUGCAAUCUUUGUAUGGUUUGAGUUUUAAUUUCUGUAAUAAUUAGCCUCCUCGUAAUUAACUGAUUAAUCAGUAACAAUUCAUACCUUAACCAUUUCUAAUUUUAGAAUUCCUUAUGCUCCAUUUUCAUCAGCGUAAUUCAUGUGCCGUAUUGUUAUAAGUUCUUCGCUAUUUUACAUGUUGCUUUCUUCAGGGGAUCCGGGUUAGAAUUGGUCCCCAGUAUCCCUUGCUUGUCGUAAGAUGCGACUCAAUGGGGCGGUCCUUCGGAUGAGACCGCAAAAACCGAGGUCCCAUGUCGCAGCAGGUGUGGCACGAUAAAGAUCCCUCCCUGCUCAAUGGCCAUAAGCGCCGAGCAUAGGCCGAAAUUUUGCAGCCCUUCACCGGCAGUGACGUCACGACUCCAUAUGAGUGAAAUAUUCGCGAGAGGGACGUAAAACAAUAUUUAAUCAAUCUUCAGACUUUUAUUUUCUUUUUUCUAACGACAAUGAAAGUCAUAAUGUAAUAUUUCAUCAAUUCAGUUUUGUACAAGCUUAUAAUACAGUUUAAAUGAUGAGCAUCUCUCUCUCUCUCUCUCUCUCUCUCUCUCUCUCUCUCCGGAUAUAAUGUGCGGAAACUAAACCAAUGCACUAAUUAUCAAAUCCCACUGCUUGGGCGCUGUGAGGAAAACAAAAUUAACGGGACAUUGUGAACAAAUGUUUAAACAAUAAUGUAAACUAUUAAAAACUAUUUUGGCUAUGUUUAAUAAAAGUUAAAGAAAAAACUUUCCACCACAAAACUAAAUAAUUAUUUUCCUGAAAGUGUAUUCUGUGUAUUGGCUUUGAUUUGCUAUGUAACAGCGUGGAAGUCAUUUGUAUGAGCAUUGGUAUCAAGGCAUCGUUCACUAGGAUUUCAUUGAAUUGUGACGAAAUGAAUGCCGAGAUAAUAUAUGACUGAAAAUUGAAAGUUACACGAAUAUAUACAGAAAGCUAGGUGGAUGAACAUUUAUAUAUAACUAGAGGAGAACAAACUCCUUAAUGAAAUAUCACUGAAACAUAAAUGAACAAUUUGAGAAAGGGACAAGGAUAGACUCUGAAAUAUCCAAUCAAUUUGAUUGAAUGGUCAUUGAAACUGGAUUAAAUGGUCACUGAAACUUGACUGAAUGGUCAAUGUUUAAAGAUCAUCAAAAUAAAAUUAUAAUACUAAUCAAAGCUGACACUGAUUUUAUGUUGUGUGUUGACCAGCUCGCUUUUGUCAUUCUGGGAAAAACUCACAAAACAUUCAUAUUUAUAUAAUUGAGAGCUUAUAUCACUCUUUCAAUGAUGAAAUCGUGCUUGUAAUAAGCCACCUUAUAAUGCUAAUAAUAAAAUUUGUAUUAAGCAAAAGUGGAUGAAUUAAUAUCUUUCAGCACUAACUCGUGUUGCCUCUGGUUUUAUUUCCUGUACAUGUGUAUAUGUAUGAAUUAUUUUACUUAAGAAAUGUUUAAUAUCUUUGUCAGUAUGUAUUGUUCUGAACAGAUCACUUUGAGCAAAUUUGAGCUCAAUUCCUACUAGCUUUGUUCAUCACAACAUAUAACUUAAACCAUAUCCAUUGCUUAUAUACUAUCUUAUAAACUUAGAGAACUUAUACUAAGUUUAAGCAACAAAAAAUCAUAGAUUAUUUUAAGUUAAUUAAGGAAUUUAGUCGCCAUGCCUUAUUGUUAUACAAUUUGAACUGAGUUUAUUCUGUCUGUCAUGAUGCUAUGUUUGUGUAUAUAUAUGUAUGUGUAAUCAUACGUGUUGUAUGCCAUGCCCCAUGAGGCUCUAAUUGGGAAAUAAAUUAUGUUCUAUUUCAUAGUCUCUGGUCCAAUACAAACUAGGAUGUGUAAUUCAGUUUUCUUACUCUAUUAUUCCUCCUAGGCACCUGAUUAUACAACUGGUAUGUCCGGGGUUUGCUGUUCUUUUUAUUUUGUAUUAUUUAUGGGAAUAUAUAAGAUUGAUUACUGUUCUUUAUCUUCAUUUUUCAUCUUAAAGCUGUUGAAUAUGCAAAAGUGUGAGAAAGGUGACAAAGAAUUUAAAUCAAGUUGCGUUUACCAUAUGUAAUUUCAAACCAGUCUUCUGAAUUCACCAAAAAUAACAUGUGAUUCAUAUUCUUUCCAGACUCAUUUUCAUUUCGAAAAAAAAAUGUUUAGAAACGUAACAUACAUUCUGACUUGUUUAUAUUACAUAGGUAGAUGGAGGGUAAAAUUGGUAUACAUUACAGUGAUUAUCAGUAGGGCAGGAUCAAUUAUGAAUAAAAGAAUCUUAAGUGAGCUCAAAAUAAUUUAAGUAUAUUGAUUGUGCAAUGUUUACGGUCGUAAGAUUGGAUCCGUCCGUGUAGAUUGUUCUUACCAAGAUAGCGCGUGGGCGGAUCCAAGAAUGCGCCUCUGUAGUUGCAAGAGUUAACUGCUCUUACAGGAUGGCGGUCUCGUGAGCGCCGCAUUUGGUCGUGGAAUCGUUUGGACCAAUGAAUUUAUUACGCAGGAAACAUCUCUUUGUUCAUUCACUUUCUUUCAGGACGUCGCAGAAUAAGCACCGAGCAGUUAUUGGAACUAUUCAAACCACCUCCAUCCCUCCACCUUUCCUCAUUGUUAUGUUGUCAUUAUGUUAAUACUGUUAUAAUGUGCGGUGUCAGACCACAAUGAGAAUGAAUUUUUUGAUCUUAUAUGUAAUGAUUACGUCAUGUAUUUUUCUAGUUAAUUGGUUUAUUAUAUUCAUAUUUGAUAUAUUUUAUUAUUUUAAUUUUGCGGUGUGAAAUCAUAUCAAAAUCAUAUUUUGAACAAUAUCGUUGCCACCAUCAUUAUUGCAUAAUCAUUUAGUUACAUGUACAUCAUAUUUAAUUGGAAAUUCAUAAUUUUUCGGUUCAUUUAUAAUUAAAGUCACGCUGCUGGCAAAGUGCAACAUA
Messenger RNA from Ostrea edulis (European flat oyster), 5968 nucleotides. RefSeq lists its product as uncharacterized. Bases 65 to 2755 code for a protein of 896 amino acids. The transcript is spliced from 2 exons. NCBI's taxonomy places the organism in Eukaryota, Metazoa, Mollusca, Bivalvia, Ostreida, Ostreidae. The record is from RefSeq and is a predicted model, not a curated record.